AUUGCUUGUUUGUACCACAGCAGGAGAAGUCAUUCAGACACAGAAUAAUGCUUCUUCAGUACUAUUUGGUGUUCUUACUUACAAUUUAUUGUAUGGGUCACAGUCACAACCCUAAAGGACAUAUUAAGAAAGACCUGAAGACAUUCAUAAAAUAUUAUGAAGGGCUAUCAUAUGACAAGCAUCUCCUAAAUGAAAGGCACCGGAGAGCAGAAUCAGCCAUCAGAGAUGAAGACAAGUGUGUUGAUUUGGAAUUCCAUGCUCAUGGAAGGAAGUUCAGACUGCAUUUAAGAAGAGACCCAAGUGCUUUUUCCCAAGAUUUCAAGAUACAAGGAGAAGCAACAUUUGAAGGACUAGAUGUCUCUCACAUCUACUCUGGCAAAUUGCAAGAUGAAGCAAAUUCAUUUUGUCAUGGUUCCAUUACUGACGGCCAUUUUGAAGGGUUUGUCCAGACUAACAAUGGCACAUUUUAUAUUGAACCCAUUAGGAGAUAUACAGAAGAAAAUACAAAUUACCAUUCUAUAAUUUAUCAUGAAAAUGACAUUGAUUAUUCACCAUUAGAAGAAUCCAAAAACCUUUCAUGUGCAGUAAAAAGUCUACAACAAUUUCUACAACAUCGUACAGUAGAUGCCGUAAACAGGGAAUCGCCUGGUAUGAGAUCAGCAAGGAGUAUUGACACCUCAAAAACAACAUGCUUAUUACAUCUGCAGACCAGCUAUUUAUACUACAAACAUUUUGGGAGUAAAGAAGCAGCAACUGCACAGAUUUCCACAUACAUUAAGGCAGUAAACAAUAUCUUCCAAAAUACAAACUUUGAUGGCAUUCGUCGAAUUAACUUCAGAGUGAAGACAUUGAAGAUACUUCAGGAAGAUGACCCCUCUAGCCCCAUGUCCUCCCCUUUCAUUGGUCCAGAAAAGCUGCUCAUGCUGCAUUCAGAAGCCAAUUGGAACAGCUACUGCUUGUCGUACCUGUUAACUGAUCGCGACUUCAGUGGGGUUCUGGGACUUGCUUGGGAGGGAAGACCUGGAAAUCAUGGUGGAAUAUGCUCCAGAUACAGCAAGACCACAGGUGGCUCGAUGACAUCUUCUAACACAGGGUUAAUUACACUGCAGAAAUAUGGUCAAUAUUUACCCCCAAAACUGGUUCAUCUGGUACUGGCACAUGAACUUGGGCACAGUCUGGGAGCAGCGCAUGAUGAGGGGGAGAGAUGUAUGCCAUCUGACACAUCCCUUGGGAAUUACCUUAUGUAUCCCUACGCUUCCGAAGGAAACCAGCCCAACAAUAACAAGUUCUCCCCAUGCAGUAUUAAGUCCAUUUCUAACCUGUUAAAAGUGAAGAAGGACAUCUGCUUUCAGGUGAGCGACCUUCCUAUUUGUGGAAAUCAAAUUGUGGAUGACUGGGAGGAAUGUGACGUAGGUGAUAAUGAUAACGACCCAUGUUGCUACAGCGCUACCCAGCCAGAUGAAUUAAAGUGCAAACGAAAGCCAGGCAUGCAGUGCAGCCCUAGCCAAGGCGUAUGUUGCAGUCAUGAGUGUGACUUUAAACCUUCCAGUCAAAUGUGCCAAAGGGAGUCAGAGUGUGCCCUGAAGAGCUUUUGCAGUGGUAUGGCUCCAAACUGUCCGGCAGCUGCUCCGAAACCCAACUACACUCUGUGUAAUAUGGGCACACGGAUAUGCUUGAAUGGGUUUUGCGAUAAAUCAGUGUGCGUGAAAUAUGGUUUUGAAAAAUGUGACUGUAGCAGUACAUCAAUGGAAGGAAAGUGUCAGCUGUGCUGUCAAGUGCCAGGAAACCCUGAAACAUGUACCAGCACAGGUUCUUCAACUCUACAGGCAUAUUUUAACAGCACUCAAGUCAAACUGCCUCCAGGCUCUCCCUGUGCAGACAAGCAGGGCUACUGCGACAGACUUGGCAUUUGUCGGCUCGUAGAUGCAGAUGGACCAAUUGCCAGACUGAAAAACUUCUUCUUGAAACUGGACAAGUUUGAAGACAUAGCAGAAUGGAUGAAGUCACAUUGGUGGGCCAUCCUAAUAAUAAUAAUGACAUUGGCUGCUCUGAUGUCCAGUACAGUUUUCCUGUGUGGAAGGACCCUGGAUAGCGACAAAGAACAAGGUCCUAAAGAUGACAGCAGGAAAGUAGCAACUAAACGUGGAAGGACACAAAUUGUCAUGGAUAAUCCCUGGGAUGAAGAAGAUGAGAAAGAAACCAGGAUCUAGUAUAUAUAUAUAUAUAUAUAUAUAUAUAUAUAUAUAUAUAUAUAUAUAUAUAUAUAUAUAUAUAUAUAUAUAUAAACAAAUGAUCGACAGUGAUUUGACCUUCACUAUCCUAUCACAUUAUCAGCAUACUGAAAUAUUUCUGCCACAGGUGUAUGAGGCAGAGAACAUCACUGUGGGGGAGUGCCCUUUAAGCUUCAUGAUUACUUAAUUGUGGUUUAGCUAGUGUACAUUUAUACAGGGUUUUACUAAGUCUAAUAGAGUUUAUUCAUGAAAAAAUGCAAAUGUUAGGACCUAAAUAUAAACAUUUUUUAUAGAAAUCAGCUACAUGAUGAAAACAAUCACUGCAUUCCUCUUCUUAUUUAAAAAAGGGGCAACUUUAAUUAUACUUGAAGAAUAUUAAACAGAUGCCGACAUGCUUAUGACAUGCCUUAUAUUCCAGUCACUUAAUGAAAGGGAGUAAAUAAUCUAGUUAGCCAAAAGCUUUUUGUCCAACUUGUAAUGUUGCCUUAUGAAUCAGCCAAAAAUGACAUCAACAGUGGUUGCUGUAAGGUUGGAUUGUCUUACCCACCUUUAAAAAAUUACCUGAGGCUAAGAAUGGGAGAAGCAAAAUAGAGGCGAAACACUUCUGAGGGCACUGAUAUAGUUCUUUGAAAAACUGCAGAAGAGACAUGGAAUAAAUCAACAAUUCUGACGACUUUUGCAGACCUUUAAGAAAUGUCAGCUUUGUGAUCUUUUCCUUACAUAUUCUGGUGAGCUUGUGCAAAGUUUUGGGUGGAAAGGAACAGGAAGUAAUAACUACAUCUGCUGCAUACCUCUCAACUGCCCAGAUUUUCGCAGA
Protopterus annectens (West African lungfish) is the source of this 3048-nucleotide messenger RNA. RefSeq names its product disintegrin and metalloproteinase domain-containing protein 10-like. Bases 48 to 2210 code for a protein of 720 amino acids. Lineage: Eukaryota; Metazoa; Chordata; Ceratodontiformes; Protopteridae. The transcript is spliced from 16 exons. Gene Ontology annotation, cellular component: plasma membrane. The record is from RefSeq and is a predicted model, not a curated record. Gene Ontology annotation, biological process: membrane protein ectodomain proteolysis; Notch signaling pathway. Gene Ontology annotation, molecular function: metalloendopeptidase activity.